Messenger RNA from Ceratosolen solmsi marchali, 2517 nucleotides. It is a transcript of the gene spag, whose product is annotated as RNA polymerase II-associated protein spaghetti. The transcript has 9 exons. Gene Ontology annotation, molecular function: protein binding. The coding region runs from base 233 to 2239 and encodes 668 amino acids. The record is from RefSeq and is a predicted model, not a curated record. Gene Ontology annotation, cellular component: protein folding chaperone complex. NCBI's taxonomy places the organism in Eukaryota, Metazoa, Arthropoda, Insecta, Hymenoptera, Agaonidae.
CGUUAAAUUUGUAUUAACGUAAAUAUAAAUCGUAUGUACUUAUGCGCAAUGUACCUUUAAGCGCAUUUAACCUCGAAAGAUUUAUUUAAGCUAUUGGGGUAUUCAUAACAAUUCGCAUGUACAUAAAGUUUACCGGUGCAUUUGCUUGUUAUCGGAUUUACUUUGUAAUUCAUUAGAUAUCAGUUAAUUUCUAAAGGAACUGGCAAUCCUGUAGGUCUAUAAAAUCGCAGAGAUGGAUAAUGCGUUUAUGUUACAAAAGCAGAUAAAGGAAAACUCGGAGGAUUUACAAAAAGAGUUUUGUGAUAUGGAAGCAUGGGAAGAACAAAUGAGAAAAAAAGAUUUAGAAAUUCGUAAUAUGAAAAAUAAUGAGAAAUUACCUGCGAUUAGAAAGAAGAAGAAAAAGAAAAUUGUUCCCACCCCUGAUGUAGCUAAAGAUAAAAAACCUAAAAAGCCUAAAAAAUGUAAUGGAAUUUCUGAUUAUGAUGCUUGGAAUAAAUUUGAUGCUGAUGAAGCAUGUAAGGAAAUAGAUGAUAGUAAUAAUUUAACGGAGAAAAAAGGUGAGAGAAAGUUUGAUUUUGAAGUACCUGAUAAAGCACAGUUAGAAGAAGAACACGCAAGAGCGGUGACAAAAAAAAAUGAAGGAAACGAUCUUGUCAAAAAACAGCAAUAUACCAAAGCAAUUGGCAAAUAUAACGAAGCUAUACAAAUAUUUCCUUAUGAUGCAACUUUUUUUGCUAAUCGAGCUCUAUGUCAAUUAAAAAUAAAUAAUUUAUAUUCAGCUGAAGGUGAUUGCACCACUGCUAUACAACUUGAUAAUUACUAUGUUAAAGCAUACCAUAGGCGAGCCACUGUAAGGAUAGAAUUAAAGCGUUACACGGAAGCUGAAAAAGAUAUAGAAAAGAUUCUAAAAUUAGAACCUUCUAAUAAAGAAGCUGCAUACAUGCUUACAGUUGUUAAGAAAAAGAUUAGUAGUUCAUCAAAGAUGAUGGUUAUAUCUGGAGAAAGUGGUAAUGAGAAAAGUUCGAUUGAAAAAGUAAUUGGAAAAAAAUUAGUAUGUAAAAAUUUAAUUAAUACUAAAUUGACUGAAAAUAAGAUAGAAAAAACACAUUUGAGCGAUACAAAAGAUAAAUCGAGCGAAAUUAAAGGUAAUAUAAUAAAACAGAGUAAUGAUAAUGUUGAAAAUGCAAAAGAUCAAUUAAAUACAAAAUUAAAAACUUCUGGAAAUAAAUACGCACCUGAGGUUAAGAAGCCAAAUAAUGUAGAAAAAAUUUUUAUAAAUACAAGUAAUAAUGAAAAAUUACCAUCUUGGUUACCUAAAUGUAGAGAAGGUUUAAAGUUUGUUCAACCAUUAGAAAAAGUUACGGAACGAGUAAGCAAAAGUCAAAUCUUAAGGAGAAUAAGCGUAAGUGAAGUAUUGCCAAAUGAAUCUAUAUUUAAAGAUAUCGAAGAAAUAAAUGAAGAGAAGAAUAUGCAGUCGGAUGUGGAGAAUAAGACUACUUUGAAAAUAAACAAUUUGGAAGAAUCAAAAAGUUCUGAAAAUAAAUGCGAUCAAACUGUUCAAAAUGUUAAGACUGUAAGUACAGAUCAAGAAUUACCAUCUUGGUUACCUAAAUGUAGAGAAGGUAUAAGCAUCGUUGAUCCAUUAACAAAUACACUGCGUCGAGUAAAACAAACCUUAAAGAGAAUAAGCGUAAGUGAAGUAUCGUCAAAUGAAUCUAUAUUCAAAGAUAUCGAAGAAAUAAAUGAAGAGAAGAGUAUGCAGUCGGACGUGGAGAAUAAGACUACUUUGAAGAGAAACAAUUUGGAAGAAUUAAAAAAUAAUACUGUUAGUGUUAAAGAUUGUUCGCAUAAUACUAAUGUAACAAAUGAUUUACCUCCGCCACCAAGAUCAUUUGUAGAGUUCAUGACAAUCUGGCGUAAAAAUGCAUCCAGUGAUUUUCGACAUAAAUUUUUAUUGCAAAUUACACCCAACGAUCUUCCAGAUAUAUUUAAGGAUUCACUAGAAUCUAAUUUAUUUAGUGAAAUUUUAUCAAUUCUCAAUAUCGAAUUUGUAUCAAACAAUGAUAAAGUUUACGAUUUAUUAUUUUACUUUGGAAAAGUUAAGAGAUUCAGAGCCCUAGUACUUUUUAUGACGCAAGCGGAUAAAAAAGCAUUACAGAAUCUCUUUAAUUAUUGCAAAUGGAACGAAAAGAAAACAAAGCAAGAAAUAAAUUCUCUUCGAACAAUGUUUGAGAUGUAGUAACGGUUUGCUAAUUACGAAAGCAAUGCGUUUUGUGAUAACAACAGGGAAUAUGUUGCAAGAAUUAUUUAACGCUUUCAAUUUCGAGCUCAGGUCACUUAGCAUCCAUCCAAACCACGAAAGUAAAAUACGCACGCACGCUUAUACUACACCAUCGUAUAACCAUCGUAUUAUCGAUAAAAAUUAUGAACUUUUUAAUCGUAAGUCGUAUAUACAUGUUCCAGCUCUUGCUUAAAUAAUCAUCUUUGCUCAUUAGUCGUGCAAAAGAAGAAAAAAAA